Patiria miniata (bat star) is the source of this 2807-nucleotide messenger RNA. RefSeq lists its product as uncharacterized. The transcript is spliced from 7 exons. Gene Ontology annotation, cellular component: plasma membrane. The record is from RefSeq and is a predicted model, not a curated record. The coding region runs from base 234 to 2270 and encodes 678 amino acids. Lineage: Eukaryota; Metazoa; Echinodermata; Asteroidea; Valvatida; Asterinidae. Gene Ontology annotation, molecular function: protein binding.
UUAGUUUGAACACAAUGAAUGUGCCUUGUGGUGAGAAUCAAUACACCCAGAGAAAGCAUUGCCGCAGACUACCAUACGAUUGCUACCGUGUCCCAAAAUGUUCAUAUGCAUAUUUGGGAUGUGUCCUUGCGCAUCAGCGAUGUUAGUUUAAUAAGAAACGUACAUUCUUAUCCCCAAUAAGAAGCGUCUUUUUGCAAUGGUUGUCGUCUAAGAUCACACAUAGAGCAGACGCCAUGGGACUGAACAGAGUGAUCGCAUUGCUCCUGCCAGUCGUUAUGGUAGCGACUGUUGCCUCAGCCACACCGUUACCUUUCCUGAAAAAGCGACCGAGUCUUGAUAUUCUGAAACAAUAUGGGAAACACUCUGGCAUCGACAUCGGACAAGAGAUCCACAAGAUGCAUCUCAGGCAGCGAAUCGGGGUCCUGGAUGCCCGAAAAUAUAGUAUUGACGAGAUAAGUGACACCGACGAAGUAAGUGUUUUGAAGAAACCUCCAGGGCUGUUUGACGAUACCGACAUCAAAGAUGCAUUUUCAACACAGGGGGUGGGAGACAGGAUGCCAAGUAGUACCGAGCUAGAUGACUUAGAUCAGGAACUGCAACAAGUUGACUACUCCUUGCUGGCACUUGAGCUUCAAGAGCUUACUUCACCUGCUGGGAACUCUGAUGGUUCUGCAACUUCAGGUUUGAUGGGUUUUGAAGACGAACUGAUCCUCCUGACGUCUUCAGGUAUGCCUAGUCCUAAGAGGCCCGAGCAUUAUCCAACUGCAGGUGUCUUCACCCAUCUUAACAAUGAGAUAAGCUUAUCUGCAGAGGAUCUAGAAUCACAGCUGCAGCAUCACGCUCAAAGUUUGGACGCAGAGUUGCAAAGCCUGUCUGACUCUGACAUUACAAAUGAAGGCGAUGGAUCUGAGCAGUCUGGAAGUGGAGAAGGAUAUCUGGAGUAUCACCCGUCACUUGACAACAACGACAACAUGGUGGUGUCGACUUCGCAACAUAUUGAGGAUCAUCCGAGUGUUCCAAAUGACGACCACCUUGCAGAAGUGUCUGGAAGUGGCGAAGGAAAUCUGGAAUAUCACCCGUCACUUGACAUCGACAACAAAAUGUCGGUUUCGAAUUCGGUACAUAUUGAGGAUCGUCUGAGCAUUCCAAAAGAAUUCAAUCGUGAAAGAGUUUCCUCUGGCGCUAUGCUGAGUGGUUCGGGUGAUCUAUCUGGUUCCAUUGUAACCACAGACAGUUCGGUACAUGAGGAGUUGACAUUCACUAGUUUGCCACAGACCGACAUCAAAGACCCGCCGAAACUUGUACUUUCAAUUGACCAACAAGACAACCAACAGAGUGUGAGGAUUCUCGACUCAUCAAUGAGUGGUUCACACUUAGUCCAAAUGACCGAUGGAUAUGGAGGCGUACAGGGGAACGGGAAGGGGACUCUGUCUAUGGAGGAGGGGUUGGAAUUGGAGCUAGAGGGGCUGAGUCUGGUGACUGAUAGCAAUGCGUCUGUAGAUGACAGCAAGGAGGAGAAUGAUGCCGGCUCAGGAUGUGGUACCGGUACCGGUACUGAAGCAUUCGUGCCGGCUCUUAGUACUAUGAUACCAGCACCUAGCGAUCCAGGUACCCAUGGCGAUUACGGCAUGUUAACACCAAUUCCAUCAAUAAGACCAAUGACUAUGGACAAUGGAUGUCUGAAUGAUCAAAUGGCCUGUCGUGAUGGAGUACAGUGCGUACCUGUUGAGAACUUCUGUGACUUAGUCAAAGACUGUGAAGAUGGUUCAGACGAGGACCCUUCCAUUUGUGCGUCAUCCAGAAAUUGUGGACCAGAGCUUUUCAAAUGCGGUCCGAGUGCUCAGUGUGUCAGUCAAGUCGACAGGUGUGAUGGAAUCUACCAUUGCUCUAAUGGGGAAGACGAAAAAGAUUGCAAGACCUGUACGGAUCUCCACGGUGAGAUGCAUGUUCUCACGCCGGAGGAUUUUUGUGACGGUGUGAAGGAUUGUGCAGAUGGAUCAGAUGAGCGCAGAGAAAGGUGCGAGUUGCCAUGUUCACCUGGAUAUCGUAAAUGUAAAGAUGGCUUGCAGUGUGUGAAGGAAGAACUCUUCUGCAACGGAAUUUACAGUUGUCACGAUAUGUCAGAUGAAAUAGAUUGUGGUCGGACACCGAGUGAAUGUCAAGACUUCGGUAUGUUUGCAUGUGAUGGUCUGUGUCAUCCCAUGUCAGCUAUGUGUGACUCUACAUAUGACUGCAGCAGUGGCAUUGACGAAGACGGCUGUGAUCCAUGACGACAGGACGAAGCGGUCGGGCAUGGAAACAAGAAGCAACAUCUUUACCAUUCCAUGAACUCCUAGACAUUAUUAUAAUAUUGAUUUAUUAGGUUGAACUACUGUAUCAUUAAAUUUAAAAACAGAUUAAGUGUUAUUAAUUAAUAUUCGCCGUUUGAUCGACUUAAUAAUUUGCACGAGUGCCAAAACACACAUUUUUAGAAAGUUAAACAGACUUUAAGAAGAAUGUACAGUUUUUAAACGUAGUUCUUGAAUACACUUGGUCCAAGCACUUGUACUUAUAGUUUGAAUUUGGAAUUGGAUUUUUAAAAAUACAAUCUUAAUGUUAUUGUUGUUAUUCUAUACAUAGUGACACGUAUGAAGUUGAGGCAACCAAUACAGACUGAGUCUGUAUUGGUUGCAAUGCCUCUUGGCAAUUCCACAUUGCAUGCAAGUCUAAUUUUGCAAAGAAACUACUGAUUUUCAUGUGACACAUACCCGAGUACAAAGAGUGACGACUUACUUUGAUUGCAGAAUCUUUAAAUAGGCGUUAAAUUA